GUACCUUAGAGAUUAACAGUUCCUUUCAACAAUUUUUCAGUUGUCCUACUAAACGUAUAUUGACUCGGGGUAAUAAAGGGAAACGUGUAGCUGAGUUAUACAGAAGGAUCAGCUGAACGAGAAGUUGACAUUACUUAAGUCUGCAAUAGCUUUCUCAAGUAUUUACUGUUCCUUUUCAGAUAUUUACUGUUCCUUCUCAGGUAUUUAUGUCCCUGAAUGUUUGUAGUCACCAUGAAUGCAGGAGUCUGAAGGCCAGAACGAUUUCUCUAGGACAGUCUUGAUCAGAUUCUGUUAUGUCAGGAUUGAGGAUAUUCCUCAUUUAUGUAAAAUCAGGAAGUAGGAUUGCCAGAUUAGUCUGGCUCAGGGUGAUUUAGAAUGGUGCAAUGAUUUUGUAUCAUUUAUGGUGAAUUCUUGAAUGCUUCCUUGAAUUGUUACUGUUUUAUAUGCAUAAUUCAUUUUUCAGUGAGAAUUUCUGCAUGGUAUUUUAAAGGCUGGAUAUAUUUUCUUAAAACAGUACUACAUAGAUGGAUUUUACCUCUCUGUAGGAACAGGUACGAAAGGUAAAAGCCCAGAGGUCUGAAAAGGCGUUUUUUUUGGAGAACCCUAAUCAGGUGCAGAGAAGCAGUGAUUCUCCCUGCCCUGUGCAAGAGCUGUUUGGAGGGGAAGAGGUGAUGACUUAAUUUGCAUAGAGGUACACUCCAGCUGAAGUGUUUGUGGCUGGUUUGAAGAGUGUUUCCAGUCAGCUAGACCCAUGUGGCCAGCUGGAGAUUUGAAGCAUCUCAAAUUGAGCCCAGUAGUGUCUGUGCAGGCAUCAAAGAACUUUCCAAACUUUACAUACUUACAGAAAAUCUUACAUUAUCCCCACUCUGUGUGUAGAGACAUUGAGGACAGAUGGGGUGCAGAGCAUGGAGAAUGAUGAACUUCCGCCAGAGGAUGGGCUGGAUUGGCGUGGGGCUGUACUUGUUAGCAAGUGCUGCGGCUUUUUAUUACGUCUUUGAAAUCAAUGAGACUUACAACAAACUAGCACUGGAGCACAUUCAGCAACACCCCAAGGAACCACAGGAAGGAACCACAUGGACACACUCCUUAAAAGUACGACUGCUAUCCCUGCCGUUUUGGCUGUGGACAAUAAUAUUUUUAAUACCGUACUUACAGAUGUUCUUGUUCCUCUAUUCCUGUACAAGAGCUGACCCCAAAACUGUUGGGUAUUGCAUCAUUCCUAUCUGCUUGGCUGUUAUUUGCAAUCGUCACCAAACAUUUGUGAAGGCCUCUAAUCAGAUCAGUAGAUUACAACUAAUUGACACUUAGCUCAACUGCUAGUUUCUGUUGCUGAUUUGAAGCAAUUGCAUAUGCUUGAUCUAAUCACAAGACUGAAGUUCUGAGUGAAGGCCGGAAAGAGCCUUUUCUUUAAACUGAUAAGCAAUGAAGAGAAUGACUGUUUACUAUUUAAAACAAACAAGUAACUGCAAAGGUUUUUAAUUAUGGAUCUAUCCAGUGGCCAGAGUGGGAGAGACCUGUGUGACACGUGAUGGAAGUAUUCUUCAUUUUGCCUUAAUGAUGCAAAAUUGCAGCUCUCCAUCUGAAAUGUCCUGUGGGGAAACAAGUUUCUGGUCUACAACUUACUCCUCUGUGCAAAAAAGUGAUUUCCUAUGUUUUCCCUUGGAGUGAAAUUAAUGAAAAGAUACUUCUUUUGUGGUAAAUGUAAAAGGAAAAAAGAAAUUAAGAACAUGAUUAUAAAAGCUGCACUUAACACAAUUCUUUGCUUUUUCUUUUUUUUUUUUUUUAUUAUCUACAUCAGUGCUGUUUUAAAUGAAUUUUUAAAAAAUAAGUUUAGAUACAAAAACAGGAAGCAAAGAAUAAAGUCUGUGCAAACCUUUAAAGGGAAAAACUACAUUUUUCUCUGUGGUAGCCUAUUUUCAGUCACAGCAGUCCCACACUGUAAUAGGCAGGCAGUGAGGAGUGGCAUAGGCCUGGACCUUGAUGUAUGAAACAGUUCCUAUGACAUCAAAAGCAGCCUCUGCUGGCAUUGGCCUGUAGUCUGCACAGAAAUUCUUUUGUGUUUCCUUCGCCUGUCAUCUCGCUUGUAAAAUUAUAAGUUACUGAAAUUUAUGACCAUUCUAAUUUCACUCCUGACAUCAUGAAAAACUGUGUUCCAAGAGAACUGAUAUAUUAGGAAAAACUUUGAAUUUGGGAAAGUUAACUGUUUGGGGGAUGCUAUUAACAGGUUGUAAGACAGAUAAUCAUGUUUCUUCCAGAAAUUCAAAGUAGUAAGGUACCUUCUUCUCAUUCUUGUAAUGAAUGUACAUUUCUUCAGUCAUACUGAAAUUCCAUUGAGAUUUCUUUGCCAUAGUUUCAACCUCUAUUUUUCAGUGCUAUUUUGGAACAGCAUAUUUUGAAUAAGACUGAAUCUUCUCUUUCUUUCUGUCCAUUUCUGUUUCUUCUGAGAAUAACUAAAUUUUUGUCCCAGCCAUGAUGAAAAUAACAAAUAUGAAAACAGUGCAAAAUACACUUCUCAGAAGCAGUAGGCUCAAAAGAAUUAUGAGCUAAACUCCUUGACUAUAACUUCAACUGUAUAUGAUUGUCCAUACCCAGUCAUCACAAAUGCUAAUCUAUUUGCGACUGCUUUAAGGGAAUCCUGGGGAGUGUUGUCUUUCUCUUGCUUUGGAAAGAGAACACUAUUUUCACUGUUGCUGUGUUUCAGCAUGGCAGUUCCAACACCUUAAACUUUCUGUUUGCACUUGGAGAUACUUUGAGACACUGGUUUCAAUUGUCAGCAUUGGUGCUAGGACCUGAAAACAAUGUAGCCUUUGCAAGAAGGGUUUGAAUUCUAAGUGCAAUAUGAAAAGGAGGAAGUUGCCAUCUUAAGUGUGCUGGAGUAAGACUAAAUUAUAAACUCUGACGAGUAGUUAGUAUCUUGGGGAGUCAGAGCUUUUAAGUUGUGUUGUUUCUCAACUUUUAAAAUCACCAUGCUAUUUAUCUAUAAAAUAAAAACUUUUCAAUGUUUCUAAACACAAGCCUAUUAAUGCAGAUACUUAUCAAUAGCUUUUCAUUUUUGUUUGUUUUUGCUUUAGUGGGGUAUUUUUGCAUGUUUGGUGCCAGACAGCAGUGCUGCCCGUCAGUUACUGUAGCCUGUGCUCAUGUCCUUCCCUCAGUGUGCACGUCCAGUUUAUCUUUUGUUGUCCCCUUAUAGUCCGUGCCCUAAUUACUUCUUUGUAGCCUGAAAUUUUGGGGCUUGCUGGAUGAAACUGAAUCCCCUUGUUUCUUUGCUUUUGUGUGAGAGAGAUACCUCUGGCUGGACUGUUUUUAACUUGACGCUGUAGUUUUAAACUGAACAGUUACAUUGUAUGCAGAUGGAAUUAUUUAAAGAGCCAAGCGCAUAAGAGGAAGCAUCAAAAAUAGAAAAUGAUAGGAAGAACUACCUAAUUUUCUGUCAUAUAAGCAUGUGACCCUUAGCAAAUUCACUAGCAGGCCUGGUGGGAUGACCCAAGCUGUCUGGAUGUGGAGCGUGUGCUGGGCACGGCGGGGACUUGCAGAACGGAGGCAUGUGUUCCUAGACUCUUCCAUCAGAAGCCUAGUUUUGGAUUCCAGCUGUUGACAGGCAUGUGCUUUGCAACUAGCUACAGAAAAACACACAGUCUAAUUCAAGCAAAUGCUACGUGUAAGGAUUUGAGCUUGAAGUGGAAAGCAGCACUGGAGAACUAUUAACAUAGUGUAUACAAAUAUUAAGAAGUGGGAGUAGGAGAAGAGCUAAGUUAGCUCUGCUGGUGCUUCCAGCAUUUUUGACACCAGGGGAACAUCAACAGGUGGAAUCUUACCGAUAGGGUAAAUAAAGGAAAGACUAUUAAAAUUAAUGAUAAAUUGGUUUUUACUGUAGUAUUAAAAAAAAAACAAACAACAACAACAAAAAAAAAAAGUAGUGAAAUAGCUUUCAGCUUAUUAUUCUGAAAAUUUAUAGGUAUUGUCAAGGCUGAUUACCUGAGUCACCAAAGAGCUGUCUGUAACAGAAAAUGACACCAUCUACAAACUUUUGGGAUACUCAAGCUUGAAGUUUUGCAACGUUCUGAGCUUUAAUGUUCUGCCAACACAGAGAAUAGCUGUAAUGCAAGGGUGAUUAAUGAUCAUCUGUAUGCCACUUACCCUGGAUUUCUUUUUAUUCAUUUGUGUCACAAGAUAAAGCAUUGUCAGACUGCUUGAA
Molecule: messenger RNA, 4195 nt
Organism: Pyrgilauda ruficollis (rufous-necked snowfinch)
Lineage: Eukaryota; Metazoa; Chordata; Aves; Passeriformes; Passeridae
Gene: LYSET
Product: transmembrane protein 251
Exons: 3
Coding region: 892-1308 (138 amino acids)
Source: RefSeq, a predicted model, not a curated record